AUGAGCACCAUCAACCCAGCAGCAGCCGCAGCGGCAACUUCAAUCGAGCCUCCUGCCGCCCUCAAAGGCUUCCGCGCAAUCAAGGACAUGUUCAAAGAAGAACACCCCAGGGCCCGAAAGUCCAUAUCACAACAACCUCAUCCCGUAGCCUGGAAAUUCUACCAAGUGAAGCUCGGCAGGGCGGCAACAGUUUACACUGCGGGUGUUGUGCUGUUCUUUGGGUGGCCGUUCGCUGUGAAGGCUUUGAUCAACCUGAAUAAUGGGGUGUAUGACAAGCCGACGAAGGGGAGUCGGAGGUAG
Messenger RNA from Fulvia fulva, 300 nucleotides. RefSeq lists its product as uncharacterized. The record is from RefSeq and is a predicted model, not a curated record. Lineage: Eukaryota; Fungi; Ascomycota; Dothideomycetes; Mycosphaerellales; Mycosphaerellaceae. Bases 1 to 300 code for a protein of 99 amino acids. The transcript is spliced from 2 exons.